Molecule: messenger RNA, 4767 nt
Organism: Athene cunicularia (burrowing owl)
Lineage: Eukaryota; Metazoa; Chordata; Aves; Strigiformes; Strigidae
Gene: TMEM260
Product: transmembrane protein 260
Exons: 16
Coding region: 1-2028 (675 amino acids)
Source: RefSeq, a predicted model, not a curated record
AUGGUGCAGGGUGAUAGCCGUAAUUUUAUGACAGUUGCCAACAGCAAUAGGGAGCUGAUCACAGCCGCAUAUGAGCUUGGAGUCGCCCACCCUCCUGGCUACCCCCUGUUCACGCUGCUGGCCAAACUGGCGACGGGGCUGCUGCCCGUCGGCUCCCCCGCCUACCGAGUCAAUCUCCUCUGUGGCUUGUUGGGAGCAGCUGCCGCCUCUUUGCUUUUUUACACAGUUUUCAGGCUUUCUGGCUCAUAUGCUGGAGGAAUCCUUGCUGCGGGGGUGUUUUCAUUUUCUCGUCUAACAUGGCAGUGGUCCAUCGCGGCGGAGGUUUUUAGCUUAAACAAUCUGUUUGUGGGGCUGCUGAUGGCUCUCACCGCGCAUUUUGAGGAGGCAUCCACUGCAAAAGAGAGAUCAAAGAUCUCUAAACUUGGUGCCUUUUGCUGUGGCCUCAGUCUGUGCAAUCAGCACACUAUAGUGCUUUAUAUCGCAUGUAUUGUGCCUUGGGUUCUCUGUCGGCUUUUCACAAAGACGGAAUUGUCCCUAGGCCAUUUGCUGAAGUUGGGUUUAUGCUUCUUGGCUGGUUUGCUGCCUUAUCUCUAUCUGCCGGUGUCAUCCUACCUCAAUCAAGCCCGUUGGACAUGGGGAGACCAGACGACUUUGCAAGGAUUUUUGACCCACUUUCUCAGGGAAGAAUAUGGGACAUUCAAUCUGGCCAAGUCCGAGACAGGAUCCAGUAUGAGAGAAAUGCUGGUUUUUCAGCUGGCGCAGAUGAAGUCAGAGCUCUCCCUUCCCAUCCUCGCCCUGGCGCUCAUGGCCUGUGUGAGCACAGCACUGCCGACAAAGCAGCAGAAAUCACCUGUAAUCUGGCUCUUCACUGGAAUGCUCUGUCUUUAUUCUCUUUUCUUUGCUUGGAGAGCAAAUUUGGAUAUUACAAAACCUCUGUUUCUGGGUGUGGUGGAGCGAUUCUGGCUGCAGAGCAGUGCCGUGGUGGCUGUGCUGGCGGGGCUGGGGCUCUCCUCGGUUGGAAACGCCGUGCUGGGGGGCAGCCGGGCGCUGCCGUGGCUGGAGUGGCUCUCUGCUCUUGCUCUUGUGGCUUCUCAAAUAUGGGCAAAUUACAGCAUUUGUGAUCAGAGCAACAACUAUGUUGUUGAUGAGUUUGCAAGGAAUUUGCUGUCCUCUAUGCCGACGGGUGCAGUGAUCUUGCUACGAGGAGACUUACCCGGGAAUGCUCUUCGUUACGUUCACUAUUGUGAAGGGAUGAGGCCAGAUAUCACCUUAGUGGACCAGGAGAUGAUGACUUAUGAAUGGUAUUUACCCAAGCUGGCAAAGCAUUUACCUGGUGUUUAUUUUCCUGGGAACCGGUGGAAUCCUGUGGAAGGAGUAUUACCCGAUGGGACACUUGCUUUUAAUCUCCAUCGUUUCCUCAAAGUAAAUAAACAUAAGGAAGUGUUUGUCUGCAUAGGUCUUCAUGAAGGUGACUCGACCUGGAGAAGGAGCUAUUCUCUCUGGCCGUGGGGUACCUGUGAAAAGUUGGUUCCUUCUGAUGUUGUUUUUGACCCAGAAGAGUGGAUUCAUCUUACAAGAAAUCUCUAUAACUGGACUGAAGACUAUGGCAGUUUCAAGCCCUCUUCCUGGGAAGCUGUUGCCAAUGAGGAGAUGUGGCAAGCCAGGAUGAAAACAGCUUUCUUUAUAUUUGACCUUGCAGAAACUGCCAGCGUGACUGCAGAAAUGAAAUCACAACUUUACACUUUUGCAUACACCUCAUACAAAGAAAUUGUCAACUCUCAUCCAAAUCACCCGGUGAACUGGCACAAGAACUAUGCCAUCGCCUGCGAGAGGAUGUUGCGUCUCCAUCAGGUGGAUGUGGAUCCAGAAGUGUUGCUCUCUGAAACUGUGAAGCAUUUCCUUCUGUACACUGAGAAAGCAGAAGACGAUCCCCAGCGCCAGGAUAUUCUGCAGGCUGUGAAGCACCUGAAAAAAGAGCUGCAGGGGCUGAGGAAAAUGAAAGAAGACCUGAGGCAGCGAGCUGGGUAGUGCCUGGUCCUCAACCUGCACGCUGAAAGUUUGAAGUCAGGACUUAAAAUCUGAAUUAGUCCUUGACAAAGUGAGAAUUGUUUUAAAAGGCAAUAGAAAUGGCAGCGGAGAGGAAAUCAAGUGUGAUUGCCUCUGCAGGAACGUACUGUUGUUUGGUCUUUGAUUGCUGUUGCCAAAUGAACUGUUUCUGUUGUUUUGUGUGCGGGGGAAAAAAGCUCAUCACUAAAUAAAAUCCUGGGUUUUGAACAGGAGAGAUUUCUUUUAAAAGAAACCUGUGAAUCUUUUACUGUGAAUAUCUCUUAUUUUAAUGAGUGCAGAUUCCUUUAUAGAUGCAAAAAAUGUAUUUAGCCUUUAAAUGUUCCUUCUGUUACUGAGCCAAGAGAUUUUCUCCAGCCGUUUUGCUUUAGCUGUGCUGUGUCUGGUUUUGUGGUGAGGGGGCAGCACGGUUGGGUAGGUUUCCAUCAGGACAAGCACGUGGGAUGAUGCCCUUUGCAGGAGCCUGAUUGUUCGCUGUUUGGGAUGUGCUCUGUGCCCAGGGGUGCUGCAGACAUGAUGUUCACCCGGCGUGGGAUGGUGGGUAGAGACCAAUCCAGCUCCUUCUGCCUCCCUUGAUUUGCAGGGAUGGUUAUUUCCAUUACGCUGGGAUUUUAUGUUGGGAGAGAAUUUAUAUUGCUCGAGUUUUCCAGUGACGAACAAGCAACUUGUGUAUUUUCCUUUCCAGAGUGCCGUGACUAUAGGCAGCAGCGUGGUAUCUCCUGCUUGGGGCAGAGGGACCGUGGUGCUGAGACCCUGCGUAGGGACAUGAGAGCAGCUCCCCUGGGACACUGCUCUCCCCCGGCCUCAUGGCAUCUGUGCUGUGGCAUCUUCCUGUGCAAGUCCGUAACGCUCAACCAGUCUGCCAUGUCCUCACAGGUACUGGGGAUGCCAGAACUGCAGUUUCAGAGAUGGCAGGGGCUUUAACCAAAAAAGAAUCCAUUUUCAGUCUACCCCAAAAGCCAAGCAACUUGAUUAAUGAGCUUGGCUACUUGUUUUCAGAAAAAAAAGGCAGACCCAAAAUAGCAUGUUUUUCAAAAUGUCAUUUAACAUGUACUUCAGAUGCUUAAAACGGACCCCAAACUCUGCUGUUGUUACUGGAAAGUUGUGUUCAUCUAAAUUUUCAAACUUGGUUCUGUGAGAUCUCAGCCCAGUGUUUUAUUGGAGACAAAUUGCUGUCAGGCCAGGAUUUCAUUUGGACUAGUAAAUUUUUCAGAGAAGAAAGAAGUACUUCUGUGAAGACUGCGUUAUGGGGUGGCACCUCUGAAAGCUUCCCAGGGCUUGGCAGAGCAGAUCAGGAUGUGUGCAGGAGCGAGGGGUGAUGCAGGUGGAUGUUCUGUUGAUCUGUAGUUUGAGGUGCAUGUAGGUGCAGAUUUAGGCUCGUGUGGCUACUAACCCUAAUAGGUCCUUUUAAAAAACUAUUUUUGUGGUUCUCUCCAAGUGCCGAUCUCCCCAGAUUGACUUGCCUUGAGUGUUGCCUAUAUAAAAAUCAAGCUGACAUCUAAGAAUCUCUUAGCUCUGGUUGCAAAAUAACAUCCUUUAGUUUUCUCCCUCUCGUUCUGAUUUAUUUCCAUAGUAUGAUUUCCAUAGCAAUUCCCCCUGUUACUUCUAUAAACGAUUCCUGUACAAACAGCAGAUGAGAAAUGAGCAAUAAAAAGAAAGAAAACUGCAGCUUCUGGGUUGCAAAGCCACAAAGCAGAGUGAAGAGAAGGAAGAGGAGCGGUUCAGGGGUGUCAUUUUAACUCUUUGUGUUGUAAUUGACUACAUUUCAGGUCAACCGUGCCUCACUUAAAUCUCUUCCUUUUUCUCAAUCCCUGCAGAAGUGUUUGUACAGAGCAGGAGAAUAUCAUACAUUCCUCCGUGCAGCUUUCUCAGGGCUGGCUUUCUUCUCCCUUCUCAAAAUCAGUCCUUCAGCCUAGCAGAAAAGCAUUAGGAAUCCAAUUUUUGAAUGCUUUUGUUACCUGCAUUAUUGAAAAUCCAUUCAAGCAAAUAUACUGAGCCAAGGGUUUUCUUUAUCUUGAUUAGAUGCCCCUCCUUAGCUGCAUAGUCUUGAAAUAAUUGGAAGCUUUUGUGGAUUCCACUAUCUACUUGAGAGAAAAGAGGGGCUGGACAAAGGUAUCCCAGCCUGCAGCCCGCGUCGAGUAACGUCGUGUAUUGUAAUAAAAGCAGCGAUGCAACUACAAGGAGAACUUUCCCACCAGCAAAAGCCUUCCCAGGUGUGAAGAGCAGUUGGAAAAGCGAUGCUUUUUCAGGGAGCAAAACAGAACUGGUUGCAAACCUGCUGUUCACGUGCGCCGUGUCCGUACGAAUCGCAUGCACGUGUGAUACAGGUGUCCGUGUUGAGAGUUCAGCUCGAAGAUAUCCCUCUUUGCGAUGGCCGAUCGCAAAGGGGAAAAUAUUUAACAGCGAUAGAAGUUACAAAAUUCUGCUCCCUGCAUCUGCUCAGAUGAGAUUUGCUGGUGCUUGUAGAUGGAGCAGUUGCGUGGAUGCUUCUGAGCCUGUUCGCUAAAAGGCGGUGCUGAGGGAUGCUGGCAGAAGUUUAAUUUUUAUCAGCUCCUCUUAGGUGGCACCCUUAAGUUUAUCAAACAAGCAAAGCUGAUUUGCUCUUCAUUCAUCUCAGUUGCAUGAAUUGGUUGCCAAGUAAACAGGAUUUUGCAUUUUCCUAAUUACUUUCAUAUUUGUGUUUUACCUCUAUUUGUUCUCUUG